Molecule: messenger RNA, 1470 nt
Organism: Colletotrichum phormii
Lineage: Eukaryota; Fungi; Ascomycota; Sordariomycetes; Glomerellales; Glomerellaceae
Product: major facilitator superfamily transporter
Exons: 4
Coding region: 1-1470 (489 amino acids)
Biological process (GO): transmembrane transport
Cellular component (GO): membrane
Molecular function (GO): transmembrane transporter activity
Source: RefSeq, a predicted model, not a curated record
AUGUCAGACCCUCUUGAGCUGGAGCAAGAUCGCCCGAAACGAAACUCUAGAGUGAUCGAGAAGUUCAACGAUGAGAUCAAGGUCGCGGAUGUGGGUGUGGUCGAGCAGCCAGUCAUCUCGAGGACCGAUUCGGUCCAGAGCGGGUCAUACGGAUCCUCUGCUGGGGCCAAGACCUUUGACAAGAAGCUGUUGUACAAACUGGAUAUGCGUCUCAUGAUCGCCAUGUUUUUUCUUAACUUCCUGUCAUUGAUGGGCCGGACAAACAUUGGAGCCGCCCUGAUCCGUCAACUUCCACAGGACCUCCAUCUCGACGCGAUGAAGGUGUUCAUCGUCCUUACAAUGCCAGCAGCGCCGCUGAUCCUCUUUGAGGUGCCAAGUAACCUGCUGAUGCGCUUUCUGAACCGCAAGUUCAACUUCCCAUACUUGUGGUACAUGUGCAUCCUUGAUGUAUUACUGGGUAUCAUCACAAUAGCCCAAGGCUUCGUCAAGACCUUCGAUCAGAUGAUUGCCACGCGAUUCUUCGUUGGUGUCUUUGAUGCAGGUCUCAUCCCUGGCUGCGUAUUUCUCUGUUCACUAUACUACCCUCCGAGACAUCUCCAAUGGAGACUGGGCCUAAUCACCGUCGCCAAUAUCUGCUCAAGCAUCGCCGGGAACUUUCUCGCAUACGCUAUCGCCAACAUUCAGACUACUGAGAACUUCAAAGGAUGGAGAUGGAUCUUUAUCAUCGAAGGCAUAUUCACGGUGGCAGCAUCCCUCGCCUGCCUUCCUGCCAAUGUUGGACCUCCUGAGAAGGCCAAGUUCCUGACAGAAGAAGAAAAACAAAUUAUCAAGAACUCGGUUGAAAUUCGCAACACAGAGAUUGGCAUUGUCGCCGAGUGGAAAAUGUUCUUCACAAACCCCUUGAACUACUGCUGGGCUGCCCUCUACUGCUUUACGACGACAACCGCUUACUCAGUCUCCAUCUUCUCCCCAUCCUUCGUCAAAUCAUUCCAUCCGGAGCUCAGCGCUGCAGAUGUACAGGCGCAAAUUGUCCCUAUCUUCGUGGUCGCUGCCGUGGCAUGUUUGACAACUGCAUACGCCGCCGACCGCCUCAACCACCGCGCAGCCUUCGGACUUGGCGGCUUUAUUUUCACAAUCAUUGGCUACGCUAUCUUGAGGCAGGACGAACACGAAAGCACAAAUGUCACCAUGAUGGCGCUGUACUUCAUCGCCUUCGGCACAUUCAUCACCCUUCCUAUGAUAUGGAUUUUGACCAUGCAAAACUUGCAGACUCCUUUCCAGCGAGCCAUCGGAAGCGGCUUUGUAGUCGGAGUUGGCAGCACAUCAAGCUACAUCUCAGCUUGGAUCUUCAAGACAAGUGACGGCCCGUAUUACAAGAAUGGAAUGACAAUCAGCAUGAUCUUAGUUAUCAUCGCAUUCGCCAUUCUUUCUGGGGGAGAGACUGCAUCCGUCUGCGACAGCUGGGACUAA